Molecule: messenger RNA, 2221 nt
Organism: Rotaria sordida
Lineage: Eukaryota; Metazoa; Rotifera; Eurotatoria; Philodinida; Philodinidae
Source: the annotation of a GenBank genome assembly
AUUCAUCAUGCUGAGUCGAAUGGUGAUAUUUGUUUUUGGAUUCAAAAUCAUCUUACACUGGUUUUUAGGAAUUUUCUACAUUUCACAGUAUCUACCACCAUGUAUCACACGAGUCCACAUUUCGGAAAUAUUGAAAUAAUAUUGUAAGAUUUUUUUGAAUCCAAAAACAAAUAUCACCAUUCGACUCAGCAUGAUGAAUUACCCUAUCCCAGAUGGUUUUCUGGUUGAUCCCAGGUCAAUUAGCUGAAAUCAGGGGUCUCAGGAAAACCCUUAUAACUCGUGAACGGAACAAGCUAGAAAGGUCGGCCUUGUGUAGAUCGAAAGAGAACAAUUUUUUCUACCAAGAGAUAAAUUAAUAGAUAGGGUGAAGUUGAGAAAUGCCUCUACACAAGGAUGCUCAAAAUGUCCAUCAAAAAUGCACCUGAUUGGUCCAUUACUAACCAAUCAUAUUUUAGCAUGGAAUGAUGUGCCCCAGUCUUCUCUUUCUAACGGCGAAAACCGCACCUCUCCAACUUGUUCCUAUCAAACAUUAUUCAAAAAAUACCCAAGUGUCUUUUUUUUUGAAAUGGAUAAUAGUUUGUUUUUUCUUCGAAAGCUCUUUGUGCAUAUGUUUGUACCAUUUCUUCAGCUCUGGCUAGCGUUUGAGUAGCUAGAUCUUGAGUUGAAGUUUGUUCUGGUUUAAGUGCUAAUUGCUUGAGUAUAUGAUCUAUAUUCGAUAAUUGUGGAUCGGAUAUGGUAUUCGAUGUUUGGAGAGGGUGUGGAUUAAGAGAAGAACCAUACCCUCACCCAUGCGUACAUCCACACGCUUCUUAAUAAUUUUAUUUUAUUUUAUAGUUUAUGAACUCAUUAUAUAUCUUUGUAUUAUUCUUCAUGUGAUUUUAACUUACGUGGUAAAAAAAAAACAUUAAUUCUUUGCAUUUUAUUUAAAUACAAAAAAAGAAAAAAAAAUAGAAUGUUUAAGAAAUUUCAAAGCACAUUAGAUCUAUUUUUAAUCUAUUUUAAAAGAAGUAUAUUGUGAUUUUUAUUACAUAUAAUAGUAUGUAGCUAAUUUUCUAUGUAAUUAAAGUUAAUUGGAUUGCAUGAUAUUUUUUCAAGAAUCUUUAUCGUUUUUUCAUUUGUGAUGAACUUAGUAAUUAAGGCUUAAUUUGAUCAUUAUGAUGACAUUCCUUAUCACAAUUGACAAUGACAGACAGUUUUAUUAACGAUAUAGUACGUCAAAACUAUGAGAAAGAUUGACACAACGUACUAGUUCAUACAGAAAACAGUCUGAAUAACUCAGUAUUACAUACUUCGUUGUGUAUUUAUCGAUGUUUAUUCUACUUUGGAUUGAAAUAAUAGCGGCAUGCAUUACGUAAAUUAAUUUUGGUUUUGUUUUUUUUUCAUACUUUUUUUUUGUAUUUAGUUACGGUUUGGGUUUUAUUGGUAAUCUAUUAUCAUUAAUUAUCUUCUUUUCACAAGACGAAUUUCGAAAUGUGUCAACUGGUAUAUUAUUUCUCCUUAUGACUCUUUCAAAUACUAUUCAUUUAUGGACAUUAACAACAGAAUUUCUUGCUAUAUUUAAUAUUUAUGCUUAUUCAAAUGUAUUUUUUCAAUGUCGACUUAAUUAUUUUGUACAAAAUGUUAGUCGAACAAUGAGUACUUAUCUAGCUAUUGCAAUUACAUUGGAUCGAUUAAUUCGUUCGGAAUUACCAAUGCGUUCAAGAAUAAUAUGUACACGUCGAAAUGUUAUUAAAUUAACUUUAAUUUAUUUAAUAGUUUUUUCUAUUCUCUAUUCAUUUUGGUUUUGUCCAAUGGUUACAUUUAAUCCUAUAACGAAAACGUGUUAUACUGGUCAAUCAUCAAUUUAUAGUGAUUUUAUUACUAAUAUUUUUAUACCAACUCGAUUAAUUAUUGUUUGUAUUAUUCCAAUUAUUAUAAUGAGUUUAGGAAAUAUUCGUAUGUUACUUAAUAUACGACAAUCUCGUCGACGUGUUAAUCCAAGAAAUCAAAUAGAUAUGACUGUUGUCACAACAAAUGCUGCCUUAACAAAUGAACGAAUGACACCAAUUGAUCGAAUGUUAUUUUAUAUGAUGUUAAUUAGUGUUGGUGCAUUUAUUAUAACACAAAUUCCAUUUCAUAUUUAUACACUUGUACGAGUUAAUUCUGAUACAUUGGAUUCGUACACUAAUUUAUUGGUUCGUGCAAUACUUUUAAUUUGGUCAAGUAUUUAUUUUGGUAUUGG